Messenger RNA from Ipomoea nil (Japanese morning glory), 1098 nucleotides. RefSeq lists its product as uncharacterized. The record is from RefSeq and is a predicted model, not a curated record. NCBI's taxonomy places the organism in Eukaryota, Viridiplantae, Streptophyta, Magnoliopsida, Solanales, Convolvulaceae. The transcript has 2 exons. Bases 1 to 1098 code for a protein of 365 amino acids.
AUGUCGGCAAAUUCCUCUGAACGUACCGUAACCACCACCACCCCUCCAUCGCAAACCACCGGGAACUCCCUAAACGCAGCGCAUCACUUCGUUUCCAUAAAAUUAAACAACCGAAAUUUUUUAUUUUGGCGCACUCAAAUCAUACCCUUCUUACGUGGUCAGGGACUCUUAGGCUACAUUGAUGGCAGCCACUUAUGCCCUCCGACGACCCUUCCGGUGACGGCACAGCCAGGCAACUCCGGCACCACCGCAGCUGGCUCAAUGGUCGCCAAUCCGGCGCAUGCGGCGUGGGUUCAGCAGGAUCAAUCGAUCCUGUCUCUCCUGAUCUCAUCUCUAUUCGACGAGGUCAUGCCGUUAGCGGUUGGCCGGGAAAUGUCACGCGAUGUCUGGCUCUCCAUCAACGAAUCGCUGGCGUCCUCUACCCGGGCUAGGUGCCUCAAUUUACUCGGUCAGUUCCAGACACUCCGUCAAUGCAACAUGUCGGCCUCGGAGUAUCUUGGGAAGGCGAAGAUGUUGGUCGAAGCUUUGUCCCUGGCAGGCCAUCGACUCUCCCUUGACGAACAGGUUCUGUACGUAUUGAGGGGGCUCCGCCCGGAAUUCCGGGCAAUGGCGAGUGCACUGACAGUGACCGGCACACCGAUGACCUUAUCACAGCUUGGUGAUCUUCUGCAAGCUCAAGAUUUCAUCCAGGGGGAUGAAUUUGCGAUGGACCAGUCCGUGAACACUGCUCCGGUUGCCAUGUACGCUGGCCGUGGUGGCCAGUCCAGCGGAGGAUCCGGACGUGGUGGGCGGCAGAACAGCAACAAUCGCAGCCGUGGGCGAGGAGGCCGGCAGUCCGGCGGUCGUGGCCGUGGCAGCCCUCGCUGCCAAAUCUGCAAGAGUCACGGCCACACUGCCAUAUUCUGCAACAAACGGUACACCGAGCCACCGUCGCAUGCCCACAUGACCGUCGUGGGAACACCAUCGGCAGACACUGCCCGUCGGAAGCCUGGUUUCCCGACACCGGCGCCACCACUCACGCCCUCACGAAACAUGUUAAGAUCGAUUAUCACUUCGUUGGGGACAAGGUCGCAUCCGGGGAUUUCAUUGAGGUUUUAG